ACAACAUAAUAUUUAUUCUAAAAUAAUGUAAUAUUCGAUUUGAAACAUUUUUUAGUCUUUUGAUGUAUGAAGAGAAGGUAUAGAGUGCCAUAUACUCCUAAUAAUUUGCCAGAAAUUGAAGAUAUUAAUUUAAUUUACUUAUGUACCAUUUCGAUCUGUGUUUAAAGGUGACGAUGGAGGGAGAGUCGUACCACAGGUCGUGCUUCAAGUGCGCGCACGGCGGUUGUCCCCUGACCCACGCCACCUACGCCGCCUUAGACGGCGUUCUCUACUGCAAGCACCACUUCGCCCAGCUCUUCAUGGAGAAGGGCAACUACCAGCACGUCCUCAAGGCCGCCACCCACAAGCCAAAUCCUUCCGCCUCCGAUAACGACGAGGCCGUCGACGACAGCCACUCCGCCGCCGCCGCCGCCGGAGACGACAACCGCGACAAAGACGCCGGUAAUGAGGAAUAAUUAGUGAGUCACCCCACCGAUGGACAGCCACCGUAUAUUGUUUUUCUCUACGAUUAAUUAUCAAUUACUCCCUAAUUAAUUCCCCUUUUUUUC
Cuscuta campestris is the source of this 548-nucleotide messenger RNA. The record is from the annotation of a GenBank genome assembly. Lineage: Eukaryota; Viridiplantae; Streptophyta; Magnoliopsida; Solanales; Convolvulaceae.